UGACCGUCCUCGGAGUCCGUCGGCUCGCGCCCCGCCCCCGUUCCGCUGCCCCCUCCCCUGUGGCGCGCGGGGGGUGUUUCUCGCUCCUCCCGAGUUGCCGCCGCCGCCGCCGCCGUCGCCGCCGCUCCUCCUCUCCCAGGCUUGGGUUUCCCAGGCGUUGCGGCCGCCGCUACCUCUGCGGUCUGUGUGAGGAGGAGGAGGAUGUGAAGAUGGCGGAGCUGCAGAUGCUGCUGGAGGAGGAAAUCCCGGGGGGCCGCCGGGCCCUCUUCGACAGUUACACGAACCUGGAACGGGUGGCGGAUUACUGCGAGAACAACUACAUCCAGUCAGCAGAUAAGCAGCGAGCUCUAGAAGAAACCAAAGCCUACACCACCCAGUCCUUAGCAAGUGUUGCCUAUUUGAUAAAUACCUUGGCCAACAAUGUCCUACAGAUGCUGGAUAUUCAGGCAUCCCAGCUGCGAAGGAUGGAAUCUUCAAUCAAUCAUAUUUCGCAAACUGUUGAUAUUCAUAAAGAGAAAGUUGCAAGAAGAGAGAUCGGUAUUUUGACUACCAAUAAAAACACUUCAAGGACACAUAAAAUUAUUGCUCCGGCCAAUCUUGAACGACCAGUUCGUUAUAUUAGAAAACCUAUUGACUAUACAAUUCUAGAUGAUAUUGGACAUGGAGUAAAGUGGUUGCUUAGAUUUAAGGUGAGUACCCAGAAUAUGAAGAUGGGUGGGCUGCCACGAACGACACCUCCAACUCAGAAACCCCCCAGUCCCCCCAUGUCAGGGAAGGGGACACUUGGGCGGCACUCCCCCUAUCGCACACUGGAGCCAGUGCGUCCUCCAGUGGUACCAAAUGAUUACGUACCUAGCCCAACCCGUAAUAUGGCUCCCUCGCAGCAGAGCCCUGUGAGGACAGCUUCUGUGAAUCAAAGAAAUCGAACUUACAGCAGCAGUGGCAGCAGUGGCGGAAGCCACCCGAGCAGUCGGAGCAGCAGUCGGGAGAACAGCGGAAGCGGGAGCGUGGGCGUCCCCAUCGCUGUCCCCACGCCCUCUCCUCCCAGUGUCUUUCCAGCCCCUGCUGGCUCCGCUGGUCCUCCCCUUCCUGCUACUGCCGCAUCCGCCCCUGCCCCUCUGGUUCCCGCUACUGUCCCUUCCUCCACCGCCCCAGAGGCUGCUGCUGGGGGUGCCCAGACCCUUGCUGAUGGCUUCACUUCUCCAACUCCCCCUGUUGUUUCUUCCACUCCCCCGACAGGACAUCCUGUUCAGUUCUACAGCAUGAACAGACCCGCCUCUCGCCACACUCCCCCAGCAAUAGGGGGCUCCUUGCCCUAUAGACGCCCUCCUUCCAUAACGUCACAGACGAGCCUUCAGAAUCAGAUGAAUGGAGGACCUUUUUAUAGCCAGAAUCCAGUAUCUCUGGCUCCUCCUCCUCCCUCCGUCCUACAGGUAACUCCUCAGUUACCUUUAAUGGGAUUUGUGGCCAGAGUCCAAGACAAUAUUUCAGAUACACCACCUCCACCACCACCUGUGGAAGAACCAGUCUUCGAUGAAUCCCCUCCCCCACCUCCUCCCCCAGAAGAUUAUGAAGAGGAGGAAGCAGCUGUGGUUGAGUAUAGUGAUCCUUAUGCUGAAGAGGACCCACCGUGGGCUCCAAGGUCUUACUUGGAAAAGGUUGUGGCAAUUUAUGAUUACACAAAGGACAAGGAAGAUGAGCUGUCCUUUCAGGAAGGCGCCAUCAUCUACGUCAUCAAGAAGAACGACGACGGCUGGUACGAGGGCGUCAUGAACGGCGUGACCGGGCUCUUUCCCGGCAAUUACGUCGAGUCCAUCAUGCAUUACUCGGAGUAAAGCUCAGCAGGGCCGCGCGUGCCUCACAGGACUAGUCAGGGCUUCCCGGGUUAGCAAAGGCCCUGGGGGUUCCCCUCCAGUGAACCGAAGGAAGGACACAGACGACACGAACUGCUGACGUUUUUUUGGUUUAUUCCCCAGUGUUAAAAAAGCAAGCUGAAUCGCAACAAACGGAUCUUUCUGCCAUUAUUUGUACUAUAUGCUGAGCUGUUUGCAUUAAAAUAAAGUGACCGUUUCUACAUCUGGCCGAGGCACAACGGCAUAGAACUCUGUAAAGCAAAUCAGGUUCAGACUGAUUCAGAAAAUCUGGGAUCUUCCUCAGGAAUACUCUGCCCCCUCGGGACUUCUCCUGCAGAACCCGGGGCACUGGCUGUUCCCCGGUGCCUGUGCGAGGGGGGCAGCGUCUGGCCCCAGUGCUGUGCCCUCGCCCACCUGCUUCCACUUGGAUGAGGAGUGAACUAGGAUUUAGCUCUCAUACUUCACCAUCUUUAUAACUGUCGAUGGCUUCUUUCCUCGCGCCCCUGUAAAUCCUGCAUUCUCGCGGCACUGGAGUGCGCCCGGGAGUUACUGCUGCUGCCUCGCAUCCCUUCAUGCUUUGCAGUUUGUAGACUGGGGGUGACGAAGUGAGUCCCCAAACAUUGUGAGGGUGGUCACUAACCGCUGGUUUGGUUCGAAUGCGCUGCUGCUG
Mustela lutreola (European mink) is the source of this 2523-nucleotide messenger RNA. RefSeq names its product abl interactor 2 (gene ABI2). The transcript has 12 exons. Gene Ontology annotation, cellular component: lamellipodium. Gene Ontology annotation, molecular function: SH3 domain binding. Lineage: Eukaryota; Metazoa; Chordata; Mammalia; Carnivora; Mustelidae. The record is from RefSeq and is a predicted model, not a curated record. The coding region runs from base 210 to 1835 and encodes 541 amino acids.